UCACAUCUGAUUAGGUACAGUGCAGCGUUAGCAACCCGCUAGUAUCACCACCGCCGCACAAUCACUGUACGUGUACGAGAGACUGCACCCUGAGCUAACGUUAUAGCUAGUGCACCAGAAAAGGGUAACGUUGGCAAGUUAUCUUAUUUUGUGCAUUUUGGUGUUUUUAAGUCAAAGAGAAUCGGAUUUGGAUGGGAUGUAGCUCUAUGUCACGAGUGUGGUUGAUGACUUUGUGUUUAUUAAACCGCGUAGGUGUCACUACUUGGGUAUUUACUGUAGUCUUUACGACGUCUAUCCAACGGACUUGCAGUGUCAGCAAACACUUGGGAUGUCCAUGAAGCAAGUGGAGCGGGCCUGAGCAUGGAGCGUCAAUGAUGCUAGGGCUACCAUGGGCAGCGUCACACUGCGCUACUUCUGCUAUGGCUGCCUCUUCACCUCCGCGACCUGGUCCGUCCUACUCUUCCUCUACUUCAGCCUAGGCCAGGACGGCGGCCGGCCCCCCUUCAGGAAUGUGCCCGUCCAGGGGCCCCAUGCCUUACGCUUCCAGCCUCGCAUCACUAGGAGACCUGGGGGGCCUAAGGAAGGCCUCAAGGCAGUCCCCGCGGCAGGAGGCAACAAACCGGCCGAUCUUUCUCCGGAGAUGGGUAUGAUAUUUAAUGAGCAAGACCAGGAGGUGCGAGACAUGGGCUAUCACAAGCAUGCGUUCAACGUGCUAAUCAGCAAUCGCCUGGGCUACCACCGGGACCUCCCUGACACCAGGGACAACAAGUGCAGAGACACGAUCUAUCCUCUGUCCCUCCCGGCGGCCAGCGUAGUGAUCUGCUUCUUCAACGAGGCGUUCUCCGCCCUACUCCGCACCGUGCACAGCGUCCUGGACCGCACGCCGUCCUACCUGCUCCACGAGAUCAUCCUGGUGGAUGACAGCAGUGAACUGGCUGACCUGAAGGACGACCUCGACACCUAUGUCCAGCAACACCUCCAGGCCAAGGUCAAGGUGGUCCGUAACGAGAGGAGGGAAGGACUGAUCAGAGGGAGGAUGAUCGGGGCCUCUCACGCCACCGGGGAGGUGCUGGUGUUCCUGGACAGCCACUGUGAGGUCAACGAGGCGUGGCUGCAGCCCCUGCUGGCGCCCAUCCACCGGGACCGCAGAACGGUGGUGUGUCCCGUCAUCGAUAUCAUCAGCGCCGACACGCUGGCCUACAGCCCCUCGCCCAUCGUCAGGGGCGGCUUCAACUGGGGGCUGCACUUCAAGUGGGACCCCGUUCCCGCCUCCGAGCUCAGCAGCCCAGACGGAGCGAUCAGGUCUCCCACCAUGGCCGGUGGUCUGUUUGCCAUGGACAGGAAGUACUUCAAUGACCUGGGCCAGUAUGACAGCGGCAUGGACAUCUGGGGUGGCGAGAACCUCGAGAUCUCCUUUAGAAUCUGGAUGUGUGGGGGCCAGCUCCUGAUCAUCCCCUGUUCGCGGGUGGGUCAUAUAUUUCGUAAACGCCGGCCCUACGGGUCACCUGGAGGUCAGGACACCAUGGCCCAUAACUCCCUGCGCUUGGCCCAUGUGUGGAUGGACGAGUACAAGGAGCAGUACUUCAACCUGAGGCCAGAGCUACGGGAGCGAGCGUACGGUGACAUAAGUGAGCGUUUAGCCGUGCGCCAUCGUCUGCAGUGCCAGUCCUUUAAGUGGUACCUGGAUAACAUCUACCCUGAGAUGCAGAUCGCCUCACCCAACAACAAGCCACAGAAACCAGUCUUUGUCAACAAGGGCCUCCGCCGGCCCAAAGUUCUGCACAGAGGCCGGCUACGGAACCUGCAGGCAGACAAGUGCCUGGUGGCCCAGGGGCGACCGAGCCAGAAGGGCGGCGCUGUGGUAGUGAAGGCCUGUGACGCCCGUAACCCAGAACAGGAGUGGGCUUACGAUGAGGAACAUGAGUUGAUUCUCGCCGGCCUGCUGUGCCUGGACAUGUCAGAGAUCCGCUCUUCGGACCCGCCACGCCUUAUGAAGUGUCACGGCUCUGGAGGGUCCCAACAGUGGACCUUGGGGAGCAACCGCUUGUAUCAGGUCUCCGUGGGCCAAUGCCUGGCUGUGGUCGAGCCGGUCAACACCAAGGGAUACGUUUCCAUGGCCAUCUGCAACGGUUCCCAGUCACAACAGUGGCAGUUGGAAGGCUGACAUUGAUAAGUCAAGACUAACCACAUACCGGACACUGAGCGAAGUCACCCCCCUUUGGGUCCGGGUAUGACUGCUGUGACCCCCAGCAAGAGGGAAGGAACUAAAGAUUACACCAGUUAAAGAGAUUUCUUUAAGACUUGGAGAACAAAUGCUUUUUGGUCUUUGGAACUGGUUCUGCCCCCCAACCCCAGGAGUGCUCUAAUGAUGGAGUCACUAACUUAUACAAGGUGUGUGUUAUAUACUGUAGUUUCAACCCAAUCCAACUGACUGCCCCUGAGAACAAUUUAUUCCUUCGGUGUUUUAGAGAAUCAUUUUACAAACGCAAUGCAAGAGAGAAUUGUUUUUAAAUUUACAAUGUAUUAAUUGUAUCAAAUUUGCACAAAACUCUUGCAUUAGAGACAAAUCAACUUCUAAUUCUGUACAGUCUGGGAAAAGUUAAUAUUGGACUGCCAGUAUUGACACUGGUUUGUGUUUUAAAAUAUUUUAUUCUGGACAUAUUACAAUCUGAUACUAAUUGCUAUGAAGUAUAACAGUACUGCGGUGUUUUAUUUUGUUGUUUUGGGAAUAACUGUCAAGCAAUGUUUUGAUCACUGGAGUUUGGUUGGUGAGGUAGUGUCUUUCAUACCCUUGAACUGUAAAAGGCAACUUUGAAACUGUCAAUCAGCUACAUUGGCUGUGUGAUCGAUAUGUUGUACAGUCUAUGGAAAUCAUGUUAAAAAAAUUGAAAUGCGCAACACAGGGAUAGUUUUAGAAUUUCCUACAGGAUGUUUUCAAGUGUAAUACCUUAAGUAUACUGUGCAGUUAUUUUUCCAGUAAGGCAACCAAAUAAAUGUUUAAUUAUGAACGUC
Molecule: messenger RNA, 3012 nt
Organism: Esox lucius (northern pike)
Lineage: Eukaryota; Metazoa; Chordata; Actinopteri; Esociformes; Esocidae
Gene: galnt11
Product: UDP-N-acetyl-alpha-D-galactosamine:polypeptide N-acetylgalactosaminyltransferase 11 (GalNAc-T11)
Exons: 12
Coding region: 389-2164 (591 amino acids)
Biological process (GO): regulation of Notch signaling pathway
Cellular component (GO): Golgi apparatus
Molecular function (GO): Notch binding
Source: RefSeq, a predicted model, not a curated record